AUGAUAAAUCUCAAGUGUGUAGGAAUUCUUGUGGUCAUACAGUUGUUACUUUUGGCGUUAGAAGGUAAAGAAUGGUGCAAAGCCCAAUUCGAAUUUGGAAAAGCAGAUUAUGCAGAAUGUCAGCAUGAGCAGGAAAAUAUAACAAAAUAUAUGAUAGAGACAAGUCCAGUAAUUUCCAGUGCUGUGGAUUUAUACAGUAAUGUUUCAAUAGUUAUGUCCAAUGGAUAUGGGCUUAAAACGAAAGAAAUAAGCAUAGGAAAUGAAGAAGAAGGAUUAUUGAAUAAAAUAUUUGCAGUGACAACAGAUGUAGGAAAUCCUGAAUAUGUUCAUGUAAAAUUGAAUUCAUUAAAGAAAAAUUGGAAAUGUAAAAGAAUUACUAUAUGGAAAGAUUUCAAGUAUUGGAUAUUCGAUUGUUCAGGUUCAUUAAAUGAACUAAAUCCAGAAGCAACAUAUUUUCUAUCUGGAAAUAAAAUAUAUACUGCAUAUGUCCAAACAGGAAAAGAUAUCGAAGCAGGGACAACAGGGACUAUAGAAAUUGUUCUAUUAGGAAAUAACAAAAGAAGUAAUACAAAAGUAUUACAUGAAGGUUUCAUUUCAGGAGGGUUGAAAAAAAUUAAAUUUCAAGCAUCAGAUGUAGGAAAUAUAGAAGAUAUUAUUUUAAACAAUAAUGUUAAUAACGACGAUCCAUGGUAUUGCGAUUUUGUAAAAAUAAAAAGUGACAAUAAAAUUUACGUUUUUAAUGUUAAGAGUUGGAUUGGACACCCAUACGAAAAAUCAGUAAAAAUCAAUAUAAGGUCAGAUAAUAAUAUAGAUGGUGGAUCAGCAAAAGACAUAGAUUGUCAUAUUCGAGGUAGUGAUUUAAUUAAUACAAAUAAAUUACCCCAAUUGUUACAAAACAAGGUGCAAAUAUUUAAAGUAAGAUGUCCACAGAAUUGUCAAAAUGCAGAAUUUGCAUCUGUAGAAGGUUCUUCCAUACAUCCAGCAUCUACAUCUAUUUGUGCAUCUGCUAUUCACGAUGGAUCCUUAACGCCAAGUGGAGGCUCUAUUGUAGUAACAGUUGGAAAUGAUUUAAAUCAAUAUUAUGCCAUAAAAGAAAAGCUAAACCAGAUUGAAGCAAUAGAUUUUACUACAAAAGCAGAUGAACCAAAUUUCUCUUUCUAUUCAUAUCAUUUAGAAUCCAUUGAUGAUAUCGAAAGUGAUAUCCGAAUUGUAGAUGCGUUUGGAAAAUUAUCAUCCUUAGGAAGAUUAGAAAUCAGAAAAAAUAAUAACGAAUGGGGAACUGUAUGUAAAAGAGGACCAAACUUUACAUUCACUGAUGAUACUGCUAAACGGGCCUGCAAAGAUUUAGGAUUUUCCAAUGGUAUAUAUAUUAAACAAAUAUGCUUAAAUGUAAAUGGACAAAAUUAUUGUGCUAACUAUAAAUACCCAUUCAGUAGUGCUGGUAUUUUAUGUACUGGAAGUGAAACAAAUCUACUUCAGUGUAAUGCAGAUGAUUCUUCUCAUUGUGUAGAUCACCAUGAUGAUGUUAUUAUUCAAUGUCUAAAUGAAGGAAGUAAUAACGAAUUCCCUACUGAUGGAAUGAUUAGAUUAGUUGAUGCUACAGGUGCUCCUACUACUAACGGAAUUGGACGAUUAGAAAUCUAUUAUAAUGGAACAUUCGGUUCUGUAUGCUCAGAGGGGUGGGUAAAAGAGGCAGAAAAAAUAGCUUGUCAAGAAUUAGGUUACAUUGGUCUAAAGGGUAAUGGAUUUUCUCAUCAUGCAUGUACACAAAUAGCAGGUGAAAAUUUAUGUGGACAUGAUGCAGAUAAGAUAAAUGCAGUAAAUGUUAAAUGCAAAGGGGAUGAGAAAUCUCUAAAAAUCUGUGCUCAAGAAAGACAUGAAGAUAUCUAUUGUUCUCAUGAUGAAGAUGUUGUAAUUGGUUGUUCAAAUGGGGUAGAAGAAUAUGGAGAUGAACAAAAUUCACACUAUUUAACCACAAGAUUAGGACUUAAAAAAAAUAUUUUAAAUUUGGAAAAAAAAAAAUUCCCUCCUAAAAUCGAAUUAACAUGUUUUGACAAAAUAUUAUCCAUAGCAGAUCUGAGCAAUGCACAAGUGGGUGACAUUUUUUUAGCUAGCUGCCCUGAAAAAUGUGAUGAAGAAAUAGGGAUAAUAAAAGGAACUCUUCUAUACACUUUCGAUUCCCACAUAUGUAAAGCAGCAAUUCAUGCAGGAGUGUUGUCAAACAACGUUGCAGAUGAACUUAUUAUAAUCAUAUCACAUAAGCACCAGAAUUUUGUUGGGACAAAGAGAAACAAUGUUGAAUCUCAUGGAUUCAAUGGAAUUGCCAAAAGUUUCAGUGUCAGCAUACCAAUGAGAUCCAUCAUUCAGGAAGAACGAAAAAGUAACCCAAAAUAUGGAGAAGAAAAUUCAGAAAUAGAUACAUUACAUGAUGAUAGGGUAGAUAAUCCAAAUAAAAACCAUUCCCUUUAUGAACUCCCAUUAGAUCAAAAAAGAAACGACACCCUAAGUACAAGGGGUACAGGAACUCAACCUACAUUCCAGUGGAUUGCUCCAAACAAUUUUUCUGGAUUUAAUGGAAAAGAAAAUGAUUUUGUAAAUUGUAGUAAUUUACCUAACGAAAAAUAUAUAAAAAGUUUAUCCAAUUUUACCUUCAUUAUAUAUUUCACAUUAAGUGGGGGAGAAGGGAAAUGGAGAACAUUAUUAUCUCAUAGCUUGUGUGAGGGUAUUUCCAUUUCAGUAAAUGAAGAAAAUGAAUUGAUAAUUGAACAAAAUUGCAAUCCUUAUUUGUUAAAAAGUAAAUUCAAGCCAUUAAUCGGACAUACAUAUCACCUUGCAGUGGUGUUUAAUAAAAACAACAAAAGUAUAGACUUAUAUAUCAACGGAAAAAAAUAUAUUCUAGAUAAAGCAAAAUAUGAUUUUACACUUAAUGGUGAUUUAAUUAUAGGUAGAUCAAACCAAGCCACUACAGAUUAUUUCAUAGGAAAUAUUCACCUUGUUGAGGUGUAUAAGUAUAUUUUGUCUGAUGAUGAAAUUAAGCAAUCGGUGAAUUCUACACUCUCUUUAGAUUAUAUUAAUGCAAAAAAUAACCAAUAUAACAGUACAGAUAUGAUUAUAAAAAAGAAAAAAAAACGUACUAGUACCAGAAAAACCGUAGAUGGAAGAGAUUGUAUAACCCAAUGUAAACCUAUAAGUAUUAUAAACAAAGAACUUCAAAUAAAUAGAGAACAACUAAAUUUAACAUGUAAAGAUGAUUUGUUAUCGAACCAUUUUAAUGGAAAAAUAGGGUCUCAAUUUUUGGUUCAUUGUUUAGAUAAUUGUAUUAAAUCUAAAUUUAUUAUAAAAGGAAGCAAUAAUUAUUAUACUCCUGAUUCUUCCAUAUGUAAAGCAGCCAUACAUGCUGGGAUAUAUAUACCUAAUAAAAACAACGGUGAUGAAAACACUUCUUUUAUUCUUCGAAUUGUUAAUGGGUUGUUAGAAUAUAAAUCAGCUAGAGGGCAUUUUGGUAUUGUCAGCAAAUCGGAAAGACAAUCACAAUUACGGUCUUUUUCUAUUUUUGCAGAAAAUGAUGAUGAUGAUAUUCUUACCUGUUCUACCAAUGGUCAAUCGUUUUUAAAUCUGCUAAUUGGAGAAAAACGAACAAUCAUGUGUCCAUCAAAUUGUGAUAAAAUUAAUGACAAAAUUUUUGGCACAAAUAUAUAUACUCCCACAUCUGCUCUGUGCAAAGCUGCCAUUCAUUCUGGUGCCUUAUCAAUCCAAGGGGGACCUGUCGAUUUGGCUCUUGCAUCAGAUGUGGAUGAAUUCACGGGAUCCAUACAAAACGGAAUUCAAUCCUACCAAUCUACGAAGCACAAAUUUGCUUUAACUUUUUCCAUCCACUCAUAG
Molecule: messenger RNA, 3882 nt
Organism: Plasmodium gonderi
Lineage: Eukaryota; Apicomplexa; Aconoidasida; Haemosporida; Plasmodiidae
Product: multidomain scavenger receptor
Exons: 1
Coding region: 1-3882 (1293 amino acids)
Cellular component (GO): membrane
Molecular function (GO): protein binding
Source: RefSeq, a predicted model, not a curated record